This is a messenger RNA of Juglans microcarpa x Juglans regia, 792 nucleotides long. Its product is annotated as outer envelope pore protein 16, chloroplastic-like. Bases 197 to 637 code for a protein of 146 amino acids. The transcript is spliced from 6 exons. NCBI's taxonomy places the organism in Eukaryota, Viridiplantae, Streptophyta, Magnoliopsida, Fagales, Juglandaceae. Gene Ontology annotation, molecular function: amino acid transmembrane transporter activity. Gene Ontology annotation, cellular component: chloroplast outer membrane. The record is from RefSeq and is a predicted model, not a curated record. Gene Ontology annotation, biological process: protein import into chloroplast stroma.
AAAUAUCUCAUUUUACUGUUACUUACAAAAAUAUCUAACAACUAUUCUUGUCUCAUCUGUUAAUCCAACAGCCCUAUAAAAUCCCAAUUAAUUCGUCUAAUUUGUAGAGGAGAUCAGGUUAACAAAGACGGAGAGAAGAGAGAGAUAGCGACACAGCAGUCACUGAGCGAGAGUGUGUUAUGUGAAAGUGGAGAAGAUGCCUGGGAGCAUGUUUUCUGGUUCUGUGACUACUCCUAAAGUCGACGUCGCGAUUGACAUGGGCAACCCUUUCCUCAACCUCACCGUAGAUGGUUUCUUGAAGAUCGGCACCGUCGCGGCUACCAGAGCAGCUGCAGAGGAUGCCUAUCACGUCCUUAGAAAAGGGAAUAUUUCUCAGCACAAUUUUGCGCACACGCUGAAGAAGAUUUGUAAAGAAGGCGCGUAUUGGGGAACUGUGGCUGGAGUGUAUGUGGGAAUGGAGUAUGGAGCAGAGAGGAUUCGUGGCACAAGAGACUGGAAGAAUGCCAUGAUGGGCGGUGCGGUGACAGGUGCCCUGGUAUCUGCAGCCAGCAACAGGGACAAAGACAAGAUUGUGAUGGAUGCCAUUACAGGCUGUGCGGUUGCAGCUGCUGCAGAGUUCCUCAACUACCUCGUCUGAACUGAUGGCUCUAAAGUUCUCCCUUAUCUCUAUUACAACACUCCAAAAAGGAAGAAUGUACGACCUUUUACUUUGUCAUUUCCUUGUGAAAUAGUAAGUUUGUAAGAAAGACAACCGAGUGUAGAUAGUUAAUGAAUUCCAACUAUUUGGUUCAA